This is a messenger RNA of Megalops cyprinoides (Indo-Pacific tarpon), 2239 nucleotides long. RefSeq names its product eukaryotic translation initiation factor 3, subunit Ba (gene eif3ba). Gene Ontology annotation, molecular function: translation initiation factor binding; translation initiation factor activity; RNA binding. Gene Ontology annotation, cellular component: eukaryotic translation initiation factor 3 complex. The record is from RefSeq and is a predicted model, not a curated record. Lineage: Eukaryota; Metazoa; Chordata; Actinopteri; Elopiformes; Megalopidae. The coding region runs from base 116 to 2164 and encodes 682 amino acids. The transcript has 19 exons. Gene Ontology annotation, biological process: translational initiation.
AGUGGAUGGCGCCGGGCGUAGCGCACAUGGCAUGCUGAGCGAUUUUUCCAGGAUUGCGGUUAUAAAAUCUUUCAAAACCAUAUUUUUCACAUAAACUGAUAGGAGUGUGUGUUAGAUGCGGGAUACGGAAAACAUGGAGGCCGAAGCCGAGUUUGAGGAGGGCGAAGAGCCUUCGUUUAGUGAUCCGGAGGAUUUCGUGGAUGACAUCAGUGACCAGGAACUCCUCGAAGAUAUUCUGAGGGAGAGACCGCAGGAGGCAGACGGGAUCGACUCUAUUGUUGUGGUGGAUAACGUGCCUCAGGUUGGCCCGGAACGUAUAGAGAAACUGAAAAAUGUCAUCCACAAGAUUUUCUCAAAGUUCGGCAAAAUCACCAACGAGUUUUACCCUGAAGAUGAAGGCAAGACCAAGGGGUACAUUUUCCUGGAGUAUGCCUCUCCUGCGCAUGCGCUCGAAGCGGUGAAAAACGCAGAUGGCUACAAACUGGAUAAGCAGCACACCUUCCGUGUGAAUGUCUUCACUGACUUUGACAAGUACAUGACAAUCAGUGAUGAAUGGGAACCACCUGAGAAACAGCCAUUCAAAGACUUUGGAAACUUGCGUCACUGGAUGGAGGACCCUGACUGCCGCGAUCAGUACAGUGUGAUUUUUGAAGCGGGUGAAAGAACGGGCAUAUUUUCUAAUGACGUCAAGGAGCCAAUCACGGUCGAGGAGAGAGCGAGGUGGACAGAGACAUACGUGCGCUGGUCUCCAAAAGGCACAUACCUGGCCACGUUCCAUCAGAGGGGCAUCGCGUUGUGGGGAGGAGAGAAGUUCAAGCAGAUCCAGAGAUUCAGCCACCAAGGGGUGCAGCUCAUUGACUUCUCCCCCUGUGAAAGAUAUGUGGUCACUUUCAGUCCUCUAAUGGACACAAAAGAUGACCCCCAGGCGAUUAUAAUUUGGGAUGUCCUAACUGGGCAGAAAAAGAGAGGAUUCCACUGUGAGAGCUCUGCUCACUGGCCAAUCUUCAAGUGGAGUCACGACGGGAAGUUUUUUGCAAGAAUGACUCAGGACACACUCAGCAUCUAUGAAACACCUUCAAUGGGACUUCUGGACAAGAAGAGUUUGAAAAUCAAUGGGAUAAAGGAUUUCUCCUGGUCGCCCGGUGACAACAUCAUUGCAUUCUGGGUACCAGAGGACAAAGAUAUUCCAGCCAGGGUGACGCUCAUGCAGCUGCCAUCCAGACAUGAGAUCAGAGUUCGAAACCUGUUCAACGUGGUGGACUGCAAGCUCCACUGGCAGAAGAAUGGGGAUUACCUGUGUGUGAAGGUGGACCGGACCCCCAAGGGCACACAGGGUGUAGUGACCAAUUUUGAAAUCUUCCGAAUGAGAGAGAAACAGGUCCCUGUUGAUGUGGUGGAGAUGAAAGAGAGCAUCAUUGCCUUUGCCUGGGAGCCAAACGGCAGCAAGUUUGCCGUACUGCAUGGCGAGUCUCCAAGAAUCAAUGCAUCUUUCUACCAUGUAAAGAACAAUGGCAAAAUUGAACUAAUCAAAAUGUUUGACAAGCAGCAAGCCAACAGCAUUUUCUGGAGUCCUCAGGGGCAGUUCCUGGUGUUGGCUGGAUUGAGAAGCAUGAACGGUGCUCUGGCUUUCGUGGACACGUCCGACUGUACCAUGAUGAACAUCGCAGAGCACUACAUGGCUUCUGACGUCGAGUGGGACCCCACGGGCCGAUAUGUGGUGACCUCCGUCUCCUGGUGGAGCCACAAGGUGGACAACGCUUUUUGGCUUUGGACGUUCCAAGGACGCCUCCUCCAGAAGAACAACAAGGACCGCUUCUGUCAGCUGCUGUGGAGGCCACGCCCACCCACUCUCCUCAGCGCCGAGCAGAUCAAGCUCAUCAAGAAGGACCUGAAGAAGUACUCUAAGAUCUUUGAGCAGAAGGAUCGACUGAGUCAGUCUAAGGCUUCCAAGGAAUUGGUUGAUAAGAGGCGUGCCAUGAUGGAGGAAUACCGCAAAUACCGUGAGGAGGCGAUGCAGAUGUACCAGGAGCAAAGACCUCUUCGCCUUGAGCUCAGAGGAGGUGUGGACACGGAUGAGCUGGAUAGCAAUGUUGAUGACUGGGAGGAGGAGACCAUUGAAUUUUUCAUCAAUGAAGAAAUUAUCCCUCUUGGAGAUCUGGCGUAAUCCCAACAGCAGCACUUCGAUCAUUUUUGAAGAGGAGAUCAGUUGCGCUGAGGGGCUGAAAAGUCAAGAUUUCAG